AUGCUGCUGCCAACGGUCAGCGGCCAAUCCGCCGCAGGAUGCAAGUGGAAAAACUGCUGUCGCCGCAGCUGGGAAAUGCUGAUGGCACCCGUAUCGCCCAAGAACCUCAGGACCACGGCGCUCUUGACAAGCAUCUAUCAAUUGUUAAUCUCCCACUGCGCCCUGUUUCUGGUACUCCUGGGAUUGGCGCAUGCCGAACAGAUGUGUGAGGUCUUGGAGCUGGACAUCCUGGACCAGAAGGACAAUGGUUUCUACAACAUGUCGCCCUUCCACAACGAUCUUCGCCUGCAAACCGCUGCCCAAUUGGCCGUCGCCACGGAGAAUCUGCUCUACGUGAUGGCUGGAAUCGCGGGUACCUACGCCCUGAGUGCCAUAUCCCUGUUUUUCGGAGUCUUCAAGAAUCGGCCGGGCCUAAUCAUACCCUGGCUGGUCGUGGAGUUCCUAUUAAUGAUUGGUUUGGGGGCACUGGUCUUCAUGCUGAGGGAUACGAAAAUCGUGCAGUUGCUGGGUGGUCAGGUGCCCUACUUUAUCAUUUGCUACAUCUUGAUCUGCAUGGAUUACUGCAAGUGGUAUGUGAUGCAUAGCUUCUACCAGAGCCUACGAACCAUGAAUAAGCUUCGGGAGAUUGCCACUGUGGCCAUACCAUGCCCAGCUCCAGGAGCCAUACCCUAUCGUUUCCAACGCGAGCACAUGUAUCUGGGCAGCAAUGGAUAUAAACACAUACUAACCGAGUCUCCCGAUGGACAGUGUUAAAGAUUGAUUACUGAAAGAUUGGAUAUUUUUGAAACUUCCCAUCAGGUGUCUUGAUUGCAAUUGCACUACAAAUUCUGUAUUGCAAAACAGAGUGUGAUAUGGUUAUGGUAGAGAUACUAUUUUAUAUGGCCAACGGACAUGAAGCGGCUUGUUAGAAAGGAAACGGUUCAAAGCGAUCGGUGAAUACAAAAACUAUUUUUGUGUAGAAAUAGCUCCAAAAGCACCUUAAAUGAAUUAAAAAAGUAAUAAUAAUAUUUGGUCACUAACGCGACUCGAACUCGGAACUUCCAAGCGAAGGUCGCACUCUCUAACCCCUAGGCUACGGCAGCGAAGCUCUCGCGAAAGCCGAGAUCGAUUAAACCCCAAAAUCUUGAAACGAAAAACUUGUCUUAAAUAAAUUGGCGUUCAUACAAAUAGCAACGAAGUUUGAAGCUCAGUUUCUCUGUAGAUUUACGACUACUUAACUAUAAUAUGCCUUAAAUUCUGUUGACUAGCAAUAUUUUAGGUAUUUCUAUUUUGUAGCACAGAACGAAAUAAGUACGAAUAUCAAAUAAAAGUGCAAACUUGUAACAUA
Messenger RNA from Drosophila mauritiana, 1327 nucleotides. RefSeq lists its product as uncharacterized. The record is from RefSeq and is a predicted model, not a curated record. The transcript is spliced from 4 exons. NCBI's taxonomy places the organism in Eukaryota, Metazoa, Arthropoda, Insecta, Diptera, Drosophilidae. The coding region runs from base 1 to 753 and encodes 250 amino acids.